AUGGCCACAGAGCAGGUGAGGGCGCAGCAUGACCCAGACCCACCCCCCGGACCCCAGCAGCCCCCUGUGGGGGUCAUGGCUUCCAGUAGUGGUGCUGAGGGGCUCCCCUUGACCAGGAGGAAAAGCAGCAAGAGGACGACGGGGCUCCGAGGGUCCCGGAAGGGCACUGGCAGCUCUGGGGAGCAGACCCUCACGCAGGGCCCCAAGGCCCUGGGGGGCAGCGAGGACCCCUCCAGGACUGGAGACGGGCAGGAGGGGCCAGCCUCUCGUCGCCAGUCCCACCGGCAUCGUCCUGCCCCCCGGCACGAUCCUGCUCAGAGGACAUACGGGCCCCUGCUCAACCGCAUCUUUGGGAAGGACCGCGAGCUGGGCCCCGAGGAGCUGGAUGAGCUUCAGGCUGCCUUCGAGGAGUUUGACACGGACCGCGAUGGUUACAUCGGCUACCGGGACCUGGGCGAGUGCAUGCGGACACUGGGCUACAUGCCCACGGAGAUGGAGCUCAUCGAGGUCUCCCAGCAUGUCAAGAUGCGAAUGGGUGGCCGCGUGGACUUCGAGGAGUUUGUGGAGAUGAUGGGCCCGAAGCUGAGGGAGGAGACGGCGCACAUGCUGGGGGUGCGGGAGCUGCGCAUCGCCUUCCGCGAGUUUGACAGGGACAGGGAUGGGCGAAUCACGGUGGCAGAGCUGCGACAGGCAGCACCGGCUCUGCUUGGGGAGCCACUGGUGGGUCCUGAGCUGGACGAGAUGCUUCGAGAAGUGGACCUCAAUGGGGACGGCACCGUAGACUUUGAUGAGUUUGUGAUGAUGCUUUCUACCCGCUGA
Molecule: messenger RNA, 819 nt
Organism: Lagenorhynchus albirostris (white-beaked dolphin)
Lineage: Eukaryota; Metazoa; Chordata; Mammalia; Artiodactyla; Delphinidae
Gene: CABP4
Product: calcium binding protein 4
Exons: 6
Coding region: 1-819 (272 amino acids)
Molecular function (GO): calcium ion binding
Source: RefSeq, a predicted model, not a curated record